AUGGCUGCGAAAAUUGCUGCAGCCCUGUACGACCCAUCGGCAGAUGACGAUUGGACUCAAUUUAAACCUGAAUGCUCAACAUUGGCAGGAAGUCAUGUCACAUUGCCAUUCCAAUUUGGAUUUGUGGUUAAUCCAUACUAUGUCAAUGAAGCCGGGGAGUAUGAAGAGCCUAUCGUUACUCCUGUUCCUAGACUGACUACCAAGUACUAUGAAACUUCGAGGGUCACUACAAUUACUACUCGUCAUGGUACAACUUUCACAACCUCUGAAAUAAACACUGUUCCUAAACCUACCAAAGCUGCAGUUAUUCAUCAAAUAUAUGAUGGACAAAUUCAGAAUUUUGACGAGCCUUGUGACGACGAAGUCGAAGAGCCCUGUGAUGAUUUCUACGAGGAACCGUGUGAAGAUACUUAUGAUGAAGAACCAUGUGACACACCAUGUGAAGAAGGGGAAGAGGAACCCUGCGAAGAAGGGGAGGAGGAACCCUGUGAAGAUGACGAAGAUCAUAUUUAUAAAAGGAACGACGAAGAUUGCGAUGAAGAAUUUGUUUCUCCUGUCUAUACCGUGGCCUGCUCUACCGACUCUGUACUCAAGAUGACUUUGACAGGUUCGAUUUUGAGAGAUGGGGAAAAUAGAAUCGGUAGCAUUGUUGGAAGCCGGCAAUUUCAAUUCGAUGGUCCAGUACCUCAGUAUGGUACCAUUUAUGCUGCUGGUUGGUCAGUAACUUCAGAUGGCCAAUUAGCACUCGGCGAUUCAACUAAAUUUUACCAAUGUGCUUCAGGAGGGUUCUACAAUAUAUACGACACUUCAAUUGCAGAACAAUGUAGUCCAGUUACAUUGGAUGUUGUUGAAAUUAUUGAGUGUGAAGGAGAAGCUGAUAGUUAUGAAGAUGUUUACUAA
Messenger RNA from Dujonia railenensis, 900 nucleotides. The record is from the annotation of a GenBank genome assembly. Lineage: Eukaryota; Fungi; Ascomycota; Pichiomycetes; Serinales; Debaryomycetaceae.